AUGGUAGAAUCCGUUCCUCCAGUAAUACACAAUUCAUCUUCGACCUGCAAACAUUUUACUGCACCUGAAUGUCCGCGUAAUCGGCCAGCUUCAGAACCUGUUGAUAAAUCCCAAACACGUACUGUAUCAUCCAAUGCUGAUGAUACAAGAGUUCCGUAUGGCUCGGAGAAGUCCAAAGCACUGAUAGCGUUCGAAUCUGGUCUACCAAUCUUGAUCGAUAAUGGAUCAUUCGAACUUCGUGCUGGAUUCGCUUCUCCAUCAGGUGAAAGCAAUCCAGCAGUGAGCAUGGAAAGUGUCAUUUCGAAAUACAAAGAUCGAAAGAAUCCCGAAAACUUUCUACUUGCCGGUUCAGCUUGUUUUACAGAUGCACAAAGCAGAUCUGCGAUGAAAAGUCCGUUUGACGGAGACGUUGUAACGAAUUUCGAAGUGAUGGAGAACAUCCUGGAUUACACUUUCCUACAAUUAGGAGUCCAAUCAGAAACAGUGGAUCACCCACUGCUCAUGACGGAGACUCUAUGUAAUCCCACUUAUAGCAGAGCAUUGAUGAACGAGCUUUUGUUCGAGAAUUAUCAAGUUCGAUCCGUUUGCUAUGGCUUGGACUCUCUAUUCUCCGCAUUUCAGAACGAUAUUCAUGAUGGAUUGGCGAUAAGCAGUGGUCGCAAUAGCACUACUCUUGUUCCAAUUUUGGAUGGCAAAGGAAUGAUUGAUUUCUCCAAACGAAUGAAUUGGGGAGGACAGCAGGCUGCCGAUUAUCUCUUACGUCUCGUUCAACUUAAAUUUUCCGCAUUUCCCACUCGGGUCACACCAUCACAGGCAAUUUGGAUGCGAGACAAUCUCACACGAAUGUUUGAUGCAGAUGAAGAGUCAUACGAAGAAUUUGUCGGGCGACUGAGCAGGCCUGAAGCACUUGCAAAGGAAGAUCGGGUUGUUCAAUUCCCCUACACAGCAGAGGUAAAGGAAGAAAAGACCCAAGAGGAACUAGAUCAAAUUGCAGAGAGGAAAAGAGAGGCAGGAAGAAGACUGCAAGAACAGACAAAACGGAUACGAUUGGAAAAGUUGAUGCAGAAAGAGAACGAUUUGAAGUAUUACGAAGAUCUGAAAGAAUGGAAAAAUAAAGAGAAGAAAGCGGAGUACCUCAAAAGAUUAGAGCAAGAAGGAUUCUCCGGAGAGAAUGAGCUGGAAUCGACGAUGAAGAAAUUGCAAGAUGCGCUCAAGAAGGCUCGCAGCAAAGAAUUGGGAGAAGAAGAAGGUGAGACAAAAGAGGUACCGACAUUCCCUCUUGCUGAUACCCCAGAUGAUCAACUAGAUGAAGAAGGAAUCAAAGAGAAGCGCAAGCAACGGUUCUUGAGAGCCGGAUACGAGGCCAGAAUACGGGCCAAAGCGGAAAAGGACGAAGAGAAAAGAAUCUUGGAAGCAAAGCUAAAGAAGGAAGAUGACGAAAGAAUCAAUGACCCUCGUGGAUGGGCAGCAAAGAAGAGAAGAGAGUAUGAGGAUACGAUUCAGAGAAUCAAAGAUCGUAAGCGACGAAAAGAAAUGCUGAACGAUCGAAAGAGUCUAGCAGCUCAGCAGAGGAUGAAGAAUAUCACGAGCCUCGCAAGUGACGCUCCUGCUGGAUCUUCUUCCAGGAGAAGGAAGAGAGGCAAUGAAGAAGAUACUUUUGGUGCUGAUGAUGAAGAUUGGAAUCUUUACAGAGAGAUCAAGCCAGACGAAGACUCUGACGUUUCGGAAGAGGAAAAUGCUGCAUUGGAUGCACUAGAGGAAAGAUUGUUGAAGCACGAUUCGACAUUCACACAAGAAGAUACCUACGAUGCACGACUGAAACGUAAGAAUCGUUUGACUUUAACCUUCUUACGCGGGAUGCAUCCUGAAUGGGACAUUGAAGAUGUUGCACAACAAAAUCAAAUUCAUCUGAAUCUCGAAAGGACCCGUGUGCCGGAAGUAUUGUACAAACCAUACCUAGCCGGAGUUGAUCAAGCUGGUUUGGAUGAAGUGACCAGUCUGAUAUUGAGCAAUUUCGAUCUUGAGAAGAGAAAGAGAAUGGCAAAUAAUAUCUUUGUGACUGGUCAACAUACUCUCUAUUCCGGUUUUGAUCAAAGGCUUUAUAAUUCUGUUCGUGCUACUCAACCGAUUGACAUUCCUGUCAGAGUUGUACGAGCAAAGGAUGUCCGAUUCGAUGCUUGGCGUGGAAUGAGAAAAUGGACUCUGGAGAACAAUGAAGAAUUUCUUUCUAGCUCUAUAAAACGUCAAGAAUAUGAAGAAAAGGGUUCAGAGUGGUUCAAGGAACAUCGAUUUAGCGCCACAAUGACAAUUUGA
Molecule: messenger RNA, 2313 nt
Organism: Meira miltonrushii
Lineage: Eukaryota; Fungi; Basidiomycota; Exobasidiomycetes; Exobasidiales; Brachybasidiaceae
Product: actin-like ATPase domain-containing protein
Exons: 2
Coding region: 1-2313 (770 amino acids)
Biological process (GO): regulation of DNA-templated transcription
Cellular component (GO): cytoplasm; Ino80 complex
Source: RefSeq, a predicted model, not a curated record